This is a messenger RNA of Rotaria sp. Silwood2, 684 nucleotides long. The record is from the annotation of a GenBank genome assembly. NCBI's taxonomy places the organism in Eukaryota, Metazoa, Rotifera, Eurotatoria, Philodinida, Philodinidae.
AUGAUUCGUAAUCAAUCUAUGGAUAUUCAUCUUGAUAUCAAAAUUGAUUCUAAUGUUCAAUUUUUACAUGCUUAUAUUGAAAAUCAAAAUGGUACUUUCUAUAGUCGUGUAGAUCAUGAUUCAAUGAUAAGACAAAAAUAUACUUUACCUUAUGUCAUUAGUACUUCAAAAAUUGCACAUAGUCAUUGGCUUCGAUCAUCUCUCAUUCAAGCAGUGCGUUAUUGUACUUUGGUGGAUCAUUUUAAUCAAGAACGCAUCUAUCUCGAGAUGACUUGUUUAGCAAAUGAUUAUUCAUUAGAAUUUAUUGAAAAACGUAUCAAUCAUUUUUUUACUCAUUUUGAUGCUAUCUCUUUACGUUCAGUUUUGGAUCAACAAGUUUAUAAGAAACUUCGUCUUCAUUUAUUUAAUUUUAUUAGUGAACAACGACGUAUCUUGAAAGUUAAUCGAGAAUUACAACCUAAGAAGCAACGUUUUCGAUUAUCUUAUUUAUAUGAAUUUGGUCCGAAACGCAAAUUUAAUCAAGAAUUACAGAACAUUUUAUUGACCAGUUUAAAUCCAUCGAAUCCAUCGUCAAAUAUCAAUAAAAUAUGCGUACGAUUGACGACCAAACUACAACAUUCAUUAAAUGCAUUAUUAAGUGAACAAAAACCAUUUCAUCCUUUAUUACAUGAAAAGAGGAUCUGA